Messenger RNA from Poecilia latipinna (sailfin molly), 3028 nucleotides. Its product is annotated as extracellular calcium-sensing receptor-like. The transcript is spliced from 9 exons. Gene Ontology annotation, molecular function: G protein-coupled receptor activity. Gene Ontology annotation, cellular component: plasma membrane. Bases 1 to 2592 code for a protein of 863 amino acids. The record is from RefSeq and is a predicted model, not a curated record. Gene Ontology annotation, biological process: G protein-coupled receptor signaling pathway. NCBI's taxonomy places the organism in Eukaryota, Metazoa, Chordata, Actinopteri, Cyprinodontiformes, Poeciliidae.
AUGUCUAGAGGAAAUCAAGGCUCAUCUGCUGCUCUUGAUAGCUGUGCUUUCCUGGGAGAAGAAGAGAGAAAAAGUCUUUAUGAGGAUGGUGAUGUAGUUAUCGGGGGUCUAUUCCCUCUGCAUUACAGUCCUGUGUCAUCUCCUCUCACAUAUAACGUAAAGCCUACACCUAAUACUUACAACUACUUCAGCGCUCGUGCCCUGCGCUGGAUGCAGACCAUGACUUUUGCGAUCAAAGAGAUAAACGGACGGGCGGAUCUCCUGCCACGACUCAAGCUGGGUUUCCACAUCCGUGACAGCUGCGAUGAUAUACCCGUUUCCCUGAGAGCGUCCUUCCUGCUGGCGAACGGACAGCCGGAGGGCUCGAAGGGAAAUGCGAGUCAGGAUGAAGCCGCUGGUUUAGGAUGCGAGGCUGUCAACAGAACGGUGUCCCCAGUAAUCAUAGGAGACGCUGGCUCUGGUGUCUCUAUGGCUCUGCUACGAAGUCUGGGCUCUUUCCAUAUUCCACUGGUGAGCUAUUUUGCUUCCUGCAGCUGUCUGAGUAAUCAGAGGGAAUUCCCCACAUUCAUGAGGACAAUGCCCAGUGACGCCUUCCAGAUAAAAGCCCUGGCCCAGCUGGUCCGCUACUUUGGCUGGACCUGGGUGGGGGUAAUCGGAGUGGAAUCCGAUUAUGCUCGCUUCGCCAUCCAGCUUUUCCUCAAGGAAUCGGUGCGCUAUGGUGUGUGUGCCGCCUACACACAUUUCUACCCAGUAGGCCCAAGCCACCAGGACAUUGAAAAGCUUCUGAAUGUUAUUCAGAUGACUUCUUCAAAAGUCAUCAUUAAUUUUUCGGGUGAGGCAGAGAUGCAGGACAUCCUCAGAGAGAUGCAACGUCGAAAUCUAACCGGGUUCCAGUGGAUCGCCAGUGAGGCCUGGGCCACCUCCAAGUCGCUGUGGGAAAACUCGGCCAAUCUUCUGAAGGGAACUCUGGGAUUUGCCAUCCAGAGAGCUGCUGUGAUUCCUGGGCUGCAGCAACACCUCGCGGCUCUCACACCAUCGGCCAUUCAUCGAAUCGCUUUCUUGGCUGAAUUCUGGGAGGAAACGUUCAACUGUCGGCUGAACGGGUCUGCCAACGCUCACAAUCACGGGUUGGGAAGCCAACAAAGCAGAACACCAUGCAAGGGGACUGAAGCCUUACGCGACGUUUACUCUCCGUAUUCUGAUGUGACACAACUACGAGUUUCAUACAACGUCUACAAAGCCGUGUAUCUCGUAGCCUACGCCUUGCAAGAUAUGAGUAACUGCAAAGCUGGAGAGGGGCCGUUCGUCAGAAACACUUGUGCAGAUCCAAAGAAUUUUAAACCCUGGCAGCUUCUUCACUACAUGAAGCUUGCAAAUUUUUCCGCACUGGGGGAGGAAGUCAACUUUGAUCAGAAUGGUGACCCAAUUGCUUAUUACGAUCUGAUGAACUGGCAGACGGGACCUGGCGGCUCUCUGGAUUUGGUGAAAGUUGGUUUUUAUGACGCCUCGCUUCCCGCUGGAAGCAGCUUGGUCAUAAACGACUCGGUGAUCAUGUGGCCGGUGGGAAAGCAGGCUCUGCGGUCUGUGUGCAGCAACAGCUGUCCUCCAGGUUCCCGUAUUGCCAGGAGAAAAGGGGAACCUGUCUGCUGUUAUGAUUGUGUGCCCUGUGCCGAAGGAGAAUUUAGUAAUACAACCGAUUCUUUAGAUUGCUCACGUUGUUCCGGGGACAUGUGGCCCAACAGAGCCAGAGAUCUCUGCAUCCCUAAAACAGUGGAGUAUCUGUCUUACCAUGAGUUCAUGGGGGUUCUGCUGAGUGCUGCCUCGGUUCUGGGAGCUGCCGUUUCCCUGGCCAUAAUUGCCAUAUUCUACACAUAUAAGGACACAGCUCUCGUUCGAGCCAAUAACAUGGAGUUGAGCUUCCUCCUGUUGGUGUUUCUCACCAUAUGCUUCCUUGUCGGUCUGCUGUUCCUUGGUAAGCCUUCAGAGUGGCUGUGUCGGAUCAGGUAUCCGGCUUUUGGGAUCAGUUUUGCGCUCUGCCUUUCGUGUCUUCUAGCCAAGACAGUGGUGGUUCUAAUGGCGUUUAGGUCGAGAUUACCAGGAAGUCCUGUCAUGAAAUGGUUUGGAACCAAACAACAGAGAGCCAGCGUGCUUUUGGGAACUGCUGUCCAGGUUAUUGUCUGUUUUAUUUGGUUGCUCACCAGUCCGCCUUAUGCCAAUCACAAUACGGACUACCACAGCUCUACAAUCAUCGUCGAAUGUGUGACUGGUUCAGACGUCGGCUUCUGGCUCGUUCUUGGAUACAUUGGAGUCCUGGCUUGCAUGUGCCUCCUGUUGGCCUUUUUGGCACGGAAGCUGCCCGAUAAUUUUAAUGAGGCGAAGUUCAUCACCUUCAGCAUCCUCAUUUUCUUUGCUGUUUGGGUUACUUUUAUCCCAGUUUACAUGAGCACUGUAGGAAAAUACAUCGUAGCUGUCCAUGUUUUUGCUAUUUUAGCCUCAGCCUUAGGACUUCUCCUUUGCAUUUUUGCUCCAAAGUGCUACAUCAUUUUGCUUAAACCUGAAAAGAACAGUAAAAAAUUUCUAAUACAAAGGUAGAAAGAAACAACUGCAGCACAUUUCAAAAAUGUAAGGGACUCAAUUUUAGACUAUACAAAACAUUUGUCUGAAGAAUCGUAAAAUCUGCAAAUGGCAUGACUGUCAUCAAACAACCAAAGAUGGAACAUUAUAGAAACAAGAUCAGACCAAGAACAAGUUUUCCACUGAGAACUUUCAACAUUUUCACAUUUAUUUUUUACUUAGUCAUGUGACUUUGGGUAAUUUUGUUACUAAAAGUACAGCUCAUUUAUGUCCAACUUCUCAAAUUAAAAUUUGAUUAUGAAAUAUAAAUCACUGACAGCUAAGAUUUCUACAGCAUCUCACAAAAGUGAGCACAUCCUUGACAAUUUUGUAAAUAUUUUAUUAUGUUUUUUCAUGGAACUGAUGAUACUGGAUGUCGGCACCUCAUGGGAAAGAACAUGUAGACCAGUGGCUC